This is a messenger RNA of Lachancea thermotolerans CBS 6340, 1302 nucleotides long. RefSeq names its product KLTH0D01452p. The transcript has a single exon. The record is from RefSeq and is a predicted model, not a curated record. The coding region runs from base 1 to 1302 and encodes 433 amino acids. Lineage: Eukaryota; Fungi; Ascomycota; Saccharomycetes; Saccharomycetales; Saccharomycetaceae.
AUGUCCUUCGGCAAGUCUUUCAGAUCCCACUUCCCUUUUCUCGACCCAUCCGUCACGCCUGUGAACCAUGGCUCGUUCGGCCUCACGCCGGGCUGCGUCAUCGAGCAGCAGAAGCGCGUCUCCGAAGCGCAUGAGAGCUACUCGGACCGAUUCCACUUUUCUGAUGCUGAGCACUUGUAUGCGCGACAGAUCCAGGCGCUAGCGCGCUACCUGCGCCUCGACCCUCGUAACCUUGCCCUAGUCACGAACGCUACCUGCGGCGUCAACACGGUCUUGCGUUCCAUCAAAUGGGACUUCAGCCGCGACAAGGUCCUAGUGCACUCCACUUCGUACACCUCGUGCGCUAACACUGUUAAAUUCCUCGCGGACUACUACGGGCUCCAGUAUGAUGUGGUCAAGCUCGACUACCCGAUCGAAGACAGCGAUCUGCUAACCCGGUUCCACGAAAAGCUUGCCACAGGCAACUACCGUCUCUGCAUGUUUGACUUAAUCUCGUCGAUGCCGGGCGUCAUGCUGCCAUGCGAGCAGCUCAUUCAGCUGUGCAAGCAACACGAUGUGCUCUCCCUGGUCGACGGUGCCCAUGGAGCGGGACUGGUGGACCUCCAGUUCCUUGACACUUUGCAACCCGACUUCUUUACCACCAAUCUCCACAAGUGGCUGAGCGCGCCCAAGUCCUGUGGCCUUCUCUAUGUCAAUCCCAAGCACCAUUCCACCAUUCAAACUCUUCCCAUAUCCUGGAAUUAUUCAAACCAAAACUGUCAAUACAUUCCCAACCCAACAACUGCCGAGGACCGCUUGCAAAACGAAAACCUGAUGCAUAACAAAUUCUGGUUUGUAGGCACCAUGAACUACGCCCAGUAUUUUAGCAUAGAAGAGGCGCUCAAGUUCCGCGAGGAGACCUGCGGCGGGGAAGACCGCAUUCGAGAAUACCAGUGGCAGCUUCAACGUGAGGCCGUGCCUUUGAUUGUUGCUGAAUUUGGGCCCGGUGCCAGGCUGCUUCAAAACUCAACAAACACUUUGGCCGUUGCCGGAAUGUUCAAUGUCAAUAUCCCCUUGCCUGAGAAAUAUUCUGCCUUGAAGCAGAAAUUGGCUUCAGAUCCAUACUACUUCAUGGACUUCAAACAGAAAUGCUUCGCGCUCAUGUUUUCGAGGAAAGCGUUUUUACCUUUCAUUUACCAUAAUGGGGAGUUGUGGGUGCGCUUCAGCGUCCAAGUGUAUAACGAAUUGGAGGACUAUAAAAUUGGCGCCAGAUCAAUCAAAUCUGCCGUGAUGGAGGUUUUAGAUGCAGAGCACGGCGCUUGA